AGCGAAGGUUGCGUGGCUCCUUAGUGGUGGAUGCUCGAAUGGGUAGAUGAUUAAGAAGCGAAAAGCGAUGAGUAGCCUGGGCUUCGCGCCGGCAGGUUCUGAUAUUCCCGGCCGCCGACGAUAGCAAAACGUGGGAAUGGGAUGCCAUUUUGCCUUCACCUUCUCUGUUUCGCGUUUAAACUGAAACUUGUUGACCAGACACUGCAUAGCAAUUACAGGUGUUUUCCUCAAGAAAGAAGAACG
Molecule: messenger RNA, 243 nt
Organism: Linum tenue
Lineage: Eukaryota; Viridiplantae; Streptophyta; Magnoliopsida; Malpighiales; Linaceae
Source: the annotation of a GenBank genome assembly